AUGGAUUCUGAAUCUACACCGAUUGUCAAUAACACAAAGGAGGAACCCGAAAAACUCCUUCUCUUUCUCAACGAGGACUCCGAUCCAGCUAUCCCGGUGAACAUUGACGAGGCACGGAAAGCCUACAAGCUCCUACUGGAACGUCCUCCAAAGAGUUUCGACAUAGAGACCACCCUCUCUCGUCACAUCAAGCGCCUCCUGAUUGUUGUGCUGAGGAAAUUCUUCCGCUCUCCCUACUCACAUCUCCCGCCAUCCUCUUCCUCCCAUGCUUCUGCCGUGUUAACCCCUGAUCCCUACAUAGCCCAACUGGAGGUAUUGAACCCACCCCCUGGAAAAGAAUCGGAUAGAGUCCAGCAGCGAGUGGUCAAUCUAUUUGCAACGUUGUAUGCCUGUCCACUCAUUACUGACCCCCUGCACUUUGAGCUGACAGUGGCUUUGCCAAUGGCAACGCAGGCGCGUCUUUGUCGUACUUGGGCACAGUAUGCAACCCCUCAACGCAGCGAAUCCGACAGGAAAGCUACGGCCACAUCAGAGGGAGGCUACUGGCUUCUAGAUCUACAUCGCAUUCUUAUGCAGCAGAUUACCCUUUGUUGUCUCACUCUUGAACCACCUUCAAAUAACGCCUCCAGUGAUUUGGAAGACACGCCGACUCCGAAUGAUGACAGGGUAAUUUGUGAUGUCUCCCGGGUGGUACGUAUUGUCUUUUAUGCAUCCCUCCUGGCUGGUGGUUGCGAUCCGCCGGAACAACUUAAAAGAGAGGCAGCUGAGGCAGAGGAGAUUUUAGCAGAAACUUCAGCUGCAGCCGCCACUUCGUCGUCUUUCUCUUUCAGGUCUGAAAGAACCGCUCUACGCAAGGAUCCCAUUGGCACUAUUCUCGAGAUUUCUCCAAAUGACUGUCGUCAUCCUCUUAUUCCACUAAAGGAAUUUCUCAAUGAAACGCUGAAUGAUUCUAUUGUGGUGGAGAAGGAUUUUGCCAACUUCCGCUCAAAGCGCUCCUCCUCUUCUUCUACUGGUUGGCCAGAGAAGCUCUCUUUCAUGGAACUGCCCUUCAUGCUUCAGACCACCACUAAAAUCAUCCAGCUGCAUUAUGACAAUAGGCUGAAUAUGCUUCAAGAGCGACGAGGCGCCAUCUUUCAUGCCCUAUUUUCCACCUCCAAUUCGGAUGCAGCCCUCGAAAUGCCCUACUUCAAAAUUUGUGUCAAUCGGGAACGUGUGGUGGAAGAUGCACUCAUUGCCUGUAAGUAUUACUGCACUGGUCUCGGUGGAACUGAGUAA
Molecule: messenger RNA, 1275 nt
Organism: Rodentolepis nana
Lineage: Eukaryota; Metazoa; Platyhelminthes; Cestoda; Cyclophyllidea; Hymenolepididae
Source: the annotation of a GenBank genome assembly